Molecule: messenger RNA, 2528 nt
Organism: Cheilinus undulatus (humphead wrasse)
Lineage: Eukaryota; Metazoa; Chordata; Actinopteri; Labriformes; Labridae
Gene: ddx43
Product: DEAD (Asp-Glu-Ala-Asp) box polypeptide 43
Exons: 17
Coding region: 67-2220 (717 amino acids)
Molecular function (GO): RNA helicase activity; RNA binding; ATP binding
Source: RefSeq, a predicted model, not a curated record
UGACAGCUUGACGGUUAAUCUCAGUUAGCGGUGUAGCUCACUUGCGGUAGGGUGCUAGCUAAAAAAAUGUCUGACUGGGAAGAUGAGUACGACGAAAACGGCGUCGCUAUCGAGAAAUUCGCGACAAAAUCAGUCCAAAGUGAACGGAAGUUCCCAGGUAAUAAUGGUCGAAGAGAAAAUCCGGUGUCUUUUGGGGUAAAAAGUAGCAACACAUUUGGUGCCCCGAUGGAGUGGAGAGCUCGUUAUGGCGACACGCCAGAGUACAGAAGCCAGAGGGAUGGAGGUGAGAGAUGUUCGUCUACACAGAGCAAGGAGCGCCGAGGCCCACCGGGAAGACGUGGCUUUGGGGAAGGGAAGUCCGCACCUGUUACCAUAAAUGUGGAAAAUGGGUCAGUUGGAAGAAUAAUAGGUCGAGGAGGAGCAAAAAUUCGUGAACUUGAAGAGAGCAGCGGCGCAAGAAUCAAGAUAAACAAGGGAGACUAUGAAGGUGAGGUGCUCAUCUUUGGGUCCUCAACUGCCCAGCAGAAGGCCAAGGAGAUGAUUGAAGAACUGGUAAUGGAUGGCAACUCUUGUUUUCGCAGUGGUCCAGGUAAAUGCGGGGGUCUCUACCCAGGAGGAGAAAGUGGUGAUGAAGGAGGCCAAAAAGGGAGAGAUGAUGGCGGAAUAAGAAAAGGCUCUGUGUGGUCUAAUACAGCGUUGCAGGCUGCAAGUGUGGCUCCGCCCCGUGAAUCCAUAGACUGGAACUCCAUCCGGGAGAACAAGGACAAGUAUGCAGCGCUGAAAUGGAAGGACCUCCCACCCAUGAAGAAGCAGUUUUACACUGAGACAGAGAGUGUUUCCAUGCUCACAGCAGAGGAAGUCCGUGAAUGGAGGAAAGAGAACAACAAUAUCUUUGUGGACGACCUGAUAGAGGAGGGGAAGAAGAGGCCCAUCCCUAACCCCUGUCGCACCUUUCUGGAGGCAUUUGGGCCCUAUCCAGAAAUCAUGGAAAAUAUUGAUCGUGUUGGCUUUGCCAAACCAACUCCCAUUCAAUCUCAGGCCUGGCCAGUGCUGCUAAGUGGGGAGGACCUGAUAGCCAUUGCUCAGACAGGGACAGGGAAAACCCUGGCCUACUUGCUGCCAGGAUUCAUACAUAUGGAGGGCCAGCCUGUUCCUAGGGCUGAGCGGGGUGGUCCUGGUAUGUUGGUACUGACUCCAACCCGAGAACUGGCACUGCAGAUUGAAACAGAAUGCAAAAAAUACCAUUUCAAGAGCUAUAACAGUAUCUGUAUCUAUGGUGGAGGGGAUAGAAGAGCCCAGAUCAGUCUGGUGAAGGGUGGAGUGGACAUAGUGAUCGCCACACCAGGACGACUAAAUGAUCUACAGAUGAAUGAGCUCAUCAAUCUUAGCUCUAUCACCUACUUGGUGCUGGAUGAGGCUGACCGUAUGCUCGAUAUGGGCUUUGAGCCCCAGAUUAUGAAGAUUCUACUGGACAUCCGCCCAGAUCGGCAGACUGUCAUGACAAGUGCCACCUGGCCCACUGGUGUGAGACGACUGGCCAAAUCCUACCUUAAGAACCCCAUGAUGGUUUAUGUGGGCACCCUGGACUUGGCAGCUGUUGACACAGUACAGCAAACAGUGUUGAUAGUCCGCGAAGAGGAGAAAAAGUCUUAUUUGUUUGACUUUAUCGGAAACAUGCUGCCUGAAGAUAAAGCCCUCAUUUUUGUCGGCAAGAAGCUUAUAUGUGAUGACCUGUCCAGUGACAUGUGUCUGCAGGGCAUGGCUGUGCAGAGUCUACAUGGUGACCGUGAGCAGUGUGACCGGGAAGAGGCCCUCAAGGACUUUAAAGAGAGUCGAGUUCGUAUCCUGGUUGCCACAGACUUGGCAUCUCGUGGGCUGGAUGUCCAUGACAUCACACACGUCUUUAACUUUGACUUCCCACGUAAUAUAGAGGAGUAUGUGCAUCGUGUGGGCCGCACUGGACGAGCGGGACGGUCAGGUGCUUCUGUUACGCUGGUAACAAGAGAAAACUGGAGGAUGGCCCCUGAACUUAUUCCCAUCCUGGAGCGAGCAGGACAGGAGGUGCCUGAGGAACUAGUGCUUAUGGCCGAGAGAUACGAGAAGCACAAGAGGGAGAAGGAGGCGUAUGGUCCAAGGGGAGGACAUGGAGGAGGAGGAGGGGGGAGAAGAGAUGAUGGAAGAAGAGGAGGCAGGGAUCGAGGACAAAACUGGGGAUUCUGAUGCCUGGUUGUAAAUCAGAAUGAAGCAGGAUCUGAAACCACCUGUGUUCUUACAACGUAUUGAUGUACAUAGCAUUUUGUUUGUUGCUAUACAUUUUUCUUUGUUUUAUUUACCUUCCAUUAUCAGUUUGAGGCAUUUGCACCUCAUUUGGUUUUUCUCCUGUUUUAAAAAUGUUUAAAAUCCACGUUUGACUUUCAACUGUAACUUACCAGCAACAGCAGUGUGUAGUAUUCUUCUGAACACUUGGUUGUCAUUUUUUUGAUGUGUUAUAAAGAACCCUGUGUAAUAAUAAAUUCUCUUUUUCAAGA